Dermatophagoides farinae (American house dust mite) is the source of this 944-nucleotide messenger RNA. RefSeq lists its product as uncharacterized. NCBI's taxonomy places the organism in Eukaryota, Metazoa, Arthropoda, Arachnida, Sarcoptiformes, Pyroglyphidae. The record is from RefSeq and is a predicted model, not a curated record.
UUUUGAUCAGACAAAUUAUCAUUAUUAAAUGAAAGAAUUUAAUCGACCGAAUCGAUACUCACUAUUUUCUUGGAGUGAUUGAAUUUUUUGUUUUCAUUGCUCUCAAUUUAUCCUCAGUAUAAAUAGUCGAAAUCGGUAAAUCACAUUCCAUUGUUUGUAAACACAAGAUUCGUAAACACUGUGUUGUAUGUCAUCUGAUCAUCUUGAAUAAUCAUCAUGACUUUAAAUUUUGUUCAAUUUAUCAUUGUGUUUACGAUGGUCAUCAUUCUUGUGAAUAUAUCAUCAAUCGAUUGUGGUAGCAAAAAUAAAGGACAUCUUAUCAUUAUUGGUGGCGGUGGUGGUGGUGGUGGUGGCGAUGAUAGUUAUGGCGGAAAUAGUUACGGUGGCGGCGGUAUGAUGAUGAUGCCUAUGAUGAUGCCAAUGCCAAUGAUGAUGGCCAAUAAUUAUGGUGGUGAUAUGAUGUAUGGAGGUGGAGGAGGAGGAGGAAUGAUGAGUUAUGGUGGUGGUGAUAUGGGUGGUGGUGGUGGUGGAUAUCAAGACAACAUGAUGGGUGGUGGUGGUGGAUAUCAAGAUAACAUGAUGGGCGGUGGUGGUAAUAAGAUGGGAGGAUACAGUAACCGAAGUGGUGGUGGUGGCGGAUAUCAAGACACCAAGAUGGGCGGUGGUGGUAAUAAGAUGGGAGGAUACAGCAACCGAAGUGGUGGUGGUGGUGGAUAUCAAGACAACAUAAUUGGCGGUGGUGGUAAUAAGAUGGGAAGACACGACAAUCGAAGUGGUGGUGGUGGCAGCGGUAAAAUGAUGGGAGGUUAUCGUCGUCGUAGAUAAAUUAAUUAAUCAAUAAGCCAUUUUAGAAGUGAAAAAAAAUCCAUAUCAAUAUCAUCACUGAUAUAUUACACUAUGUUUACGAUAAAUUAUUUGAAAAUAAUAAUUUCUUGCGACACUCA